UCUGAAUUGCUGCACAAAGUACCAUCAACAUUAAUCAAAGCAGCGAAUUCACCGCUAGCACUGUGCCCAGCAUAGCCCGCGGCGCAUUUCCCUCUGACAUCACCGCGCCAAUACCAGGGUGAGACCGAGGAUCGGGCAGAAGGGACGCAUUUUCCCGCCGCAGCAGCCGAAGUUGAAAGCAGGGACGUGCACAACCGAGCAAGCAACUCGACCGUGAGCUCCACCUCAUCCACAACGCGACCUUGCCCACUGCCAUUGCGCAACCGUCCUUAAUCCCCUCCCAGCGGUCCGCGCAUUAUCUUGCUCUACUCAUCGUCCUUUACUUUUCCCACCCACUUUUAUCUUCCCCACCGGACUUAUCUUCCUCACAACUUCGGCGCAAUGGCACCUUUAACAGAUGCUUCGGUCGAUGACCUCAAGAGCACCGUCACCAGCCUUGAGAAGCGCAUCGCUGACUUGGAAAAGAGACUCGCGGGUCAGAAUGGGGCUGCGCCUGCGUCUGCGGAGAGCGUCAGGAUGAUUUUGAUGGGUCCACCCGGUGCUGGCAAGGGUACUCAAGCGCCGAAGAUCAAGGAGAAGUUCUGCGCUUGCCAUCUUGCUACCGGAGACAUGCUGCGCGCGCAAGUCGCAGCAAAGACUGCGCUUGGCCGGGAAGCAAAGAAGAUUAUGGAUGCGGGUGGUCUGGUUAGCGACGAGAUCAUGAUCAACAUGAUCAAGACGGAGCUCGAGAACAACGCAGAGUGCUCCAAGGGAUUCAUCCUCGACGGCUUCCCCCGCACAGUAACGCAAGCCGAAAAGCUCGACGGCAUGCUCAGCAUAACCAAGAAGCCCCUCCAACACGCCGUAGAACUGCAAAUCGACGACGGCCUCCUCGUCUCGCGCAUCACCGGUCGCCUCGUGCACCCCGCCUCCGGCCGCUCCUACCACAAGAUUUUCAACCCGCCCAAGACCUCCAUGACGGACGACGUAACGGGUGAGCCGCUCAUCCAGCGCUCCGAUGACAACGAGGACACGCUUAAGAAGCGCCUGUCAACAUACCAUGCGCAGACUGCGCCAGUCGUCGCAUACUACCAGAAGACUGGUAUCUGGAAGCCAGUCGAUGCGAGCCAAGAGCCCGGCCAGGUGUGGAAGAGUCUGCUUAAGAUUUUCGAUGACAAGGCUAUGGUUGCUGGACGGACCGGCAGCCUGCUUAACAAGGUUGGGCUCAAGAACUAGGCGACCUUCGAAGAUGUGAGCAGGGAAUGUGGUACCGGAUUGCAAAGAUACAACUACGGGUCACGCCUACGCUUUCAUACCGCC
Messenger RNA from Alternaria rosae, 1299 nucleotides. RefSeq names its product adenylate kinase-like protein cytosolic. The coding region runs from base 382 to 1215 and encodes 277 amino acids. Gene Ontology annotation, molecular function: ATP binding; AMP kinase activity. The record is from RefSeq and is a predicted model, not a curated record. NCBI's taxonomy places the organism in Eukaryota, Fungi, Ascomycota, Dothideomycetes, Pleosporales, Pleosporaceae. The transcript is spliced from 4 exons. Gene Ontology annotation, cellular component: mitochondrion; cytoplasm. Gene Ontology annotation, biological process: ADP biosynthetic process.